This is a messenger RNA of Patiria miniata (bat star), 1917 nucleotides long. Its product is annotated as E3 ubiquitin-protein ligase TRIM56-like. Gene Ontology annotation, molecular function: zinc ion binding; ubiquitin-protein transferase activity. Gene Ontology annotation, cellular component: nucleoplasm; chromatin. Gene Ontology annotation, biological process: positive regulation of DNA-templated transcription. Bases 1 to 1917 code for a protein of 638 amino acids. The transcript is spliced from 2 exons. The record is from RefSeq and is a predicted model, not a curated record. NCBI's taxonomy places the organism in Eukaryota, Metazoa, Echinodermata, Asteroidea, Valvatida, Asterinidae.
AUGGCUACCGGAUCAUCGGUACGUUCAACGUUGCAAGAGAUAAGCGCAAAACAUCUCGAGUGCAGUAUCUGCACAGACCGAUUCAAACAGCCAAAACUACUUGACUGCCAGCACACUUUCUGCGGGGAAUGUCUAGUCAAAUACCGCGAUGGCAUGUCCCCGAGAGCAACAAACAUCCCUUGCCCUGUAUGUCGUCAAGAGACAAUACUUCCAAAGUCUGGCAUACAGGGCCUCAAGUCCAACUUUCAUUUGGCCAGUCUGAUUGAGGAAUUUGAAUUACAGGAAAAGGUAUCAUGUUCAGCUGAAGCAAAGCUUCUCUGUCAGGUGUGUGACAAGGGAAAUGAUGCCAAAGAUCGCUGCAUGGAUUGUGAGAGGAAUAUUUGCAAGGAUUGCUGUAAGACACACCAGCAAUUUCCCACAUUAAAGACACACAAAAUAGCCAGUUUUGAUGACAUUCGUCAGGGGAAGGUGACGGUAACUAAACAACCGGACGAGUACACAUGCCACGAACACGAGGGCGUGAAGAAAUUCUAUUGCAAGACAUGUGAUGAGCUGAUCUGCCAAGGCUGUACUGUUGUAGAUCAUCAAACUGCCACACAUGACGUCACUGGCACUGGAACGGCUUCAAGAGAAUACAGAGAGUCUCUAAAGAAAUACUUUCCUGCUUUGGACAGAGACAUACAAGACCUUGACGCGUCCCUGCGGGAAACAACUGCAGCAAAGAAGAUGGUCAAUGUCAAGACGGCAAAGGCUCGAAAGGGGGUGCAAGACAGAACUGCUGAGGUCAUAGCGGUCAUAGCGAAGAUCAAAGCUGAAGAGAAAAAACUUCUUGAUGAGAUCACAAACCAGGCACAGGAGCAAAAUAAGCGACUGGAUGAGCACGAGAAAUCACUGAAAAACAUGCUGCUGAGAAAGAAGCAUUCUCUGAAGACAAGCCAAGAGGUGUCGAGUAAUGCAUCAGACUCGGAUUUCCUUUCCCUCUAUCCCGUAAUUAAGAACGACAUGGACAAGCUCAUAGGCCAACCGGCUCCCAAGGCUGCGGGCUUGAAGUCGCAUCCCGUGUUCGUUAAGAGUCAGAAGCUUGACAUUGAUCUGGGCAAGGUGAUGGUGGAAGACACGUGGGACAUGUGCCAAUCGUUCGGGAAACAAGGACAAGGUGAAGGGGAGUUUGAAGCAGCCAGAGGCAUUGCAGCUGCAGCUGACCCUGACGAGAUUGUGGUGGCUGACUGGAAGAACAAGCGAGUUGUCAUUUGUGACAAACAGGGAAAAACCAAGGGCUCCAUUUCCGUCAUUUCAGACGACGUAAAGGCUCUGUCGGAUGGGUGGGUGGUCUCAAGCUUGUCGGUCCUCAAGGUGUACAAAAGAGACAGGACGCUAGCCUAUGAGUUCAGAACAAUUGAUAGAGAAGCUGGUAAGACAACCGUCCACGUCGUGAGUUUAGUACUCCUGGACAAUGGUAACAUCAUAGCGGGGGAUGACUCGAGGAAGGUGUUGACUGAGCAUCAGCCGGGUAGCAAAGGCAAACUCAUACGCACCAUACCAGUGAGUCUACAACCUGACUACUUGGCUGUACUGAACAAUGGUAGGAUUGUGAUCAGUGACUGGGAACAGGGACUAGCGGGCAUAGUGGAUGUGUCUGAUGGCAAAGCUGCCGAAGUCGCCACAAUCCAACCAACCAUCGACGGUAAACCAGUGAAACGCUGCGGGGGUGUAUGCAGCAACAGCUCGGGUAUCUACCUCGCAGUGGUCAGAGGGUACGUCAACACCGGUCACAUACACCACUAUAACUGUGCAGGUCAGUUUGUCAGCUGUGUGGCCCAGGGGCUGUUCAGCCCCUGUGGAAUCACAUUCACAGCCGAUGGGCAGCAGCUGGCAGUGGCUGACUUCAAUUCAGUAAAGAUAUAUCGCAAGGUGUGA